UGUCAGUGUUUUUUAUCCUCAGAGGAAGGCCUCUCCUUUUUUUUUAGCAUCUUACUUCCGCGUUUGCUGUAUCCUCACGGAAAAUUUCAUCUUUUCCUGAAACACAGAAGAAUUCAUCUGGUACCUCUAAAAUGGCUAUGGUAAAGAGUGGUUGGCUCCAUCGACAAAGUACCAUACUGCGUCGGUGGAAAAGAAACUGGUUUGACUUGUGGGCUGAUGGACGCCUCGUGUUCUACAAUGACCAACAACGACGUGACAUGGAGGAUGACAUCCACAUGAGGGUCAACUGCAUCAACAUCCGCAGCUCUGCUGCAUGUCAGGAGCUGAACCCACCGGAGGGGAAGACGCGCGAUGCCCUGCUGCAGAUAGUAUGCAGAGAUGGUCGGGUCAUCAGCCUGUGUGCAGACAGUGCAGAUGAUGCUCUGGCCUGGACCAUGGCACUUCAGGAUGCCAGAAUUAAUACGGUGGUCGCUACUCCUCAGAUCGGCUUUGCGCAGGAAGCAAUGGCAUCUGCUCCUCCUCCCUAUUCAGAAUAUGCUCCCCCACAGGUUUAUGCCCCAGGUCCGUAUGGAGACUAUGUUCCAGCUCCCCCACAUGCCACACAGAUUGUAUACUCUGCUGAUGGGCAGCCCUACGCUGUUGCUUAUCCCUAUCAGUACCAAGGUGGGUACGCUGCUCCCGAAGUGAACCAUGUCAUUAUUCGGGAGCGACAGCGUGAAGACGGGGGAGACGUGGCGUUGGGCAUGCUUGCCGGAGCAGCUACCGGUUUGGCACUCGGCUCUCUUUUCUCUGUGUUCUAGUGUCGUGACUAAUGUAACCUUUAUUAGCACACAGUUUCCUUGUAUUCACAGCAUAUGGCUUCUUCUGUGUGCCAUCACAUGAGUUGGAAUGAAAUGUAUCUGUUGGGCUACAUCUAUGAAGCAUGAUUGUGAUGGGCAGUGAAUUACUCACUACGUGUCCUAAAACAAAAAAUCCUUUAUAUUUAAUGGUAUACACACACAGGUGACAAGUUAAAGGAAAAAAACCAGUAUAAAGUGUCUUAGUAAGGUGUCGGGCCACAACAUGCUGCCAGAUUGAUUGAUGCUUUAAGUCUCUAGAACUCUACUGGAGGGGUAACACGAUUCUUCCAAAAAUACUUUCUAGUGUUUUAAUGAUACAGGCGGAUUUCUGGUUUUGUGUUGGUAUCUGGGCACAGGUGCAAGUGCAGAGGCUACAGAGAUGCGAUUAUGUACAGUCUUCCAACAAACUAUCACGCUAUGCAUAGGUUGGAUGCUGAUGAGCUGAAAGGUUGAUUAGUGCUGCUUAUGACGGCAGAUACAACAGGCCUGCUCUCCAUCAUCGAUCCAAUUUGGCAUUCGAUUUCUCAGGACUGCUGAGACGUUUUCUCCAAAACAAAAGGAACAACAAUGGCACAAACACAAACAAGUGUAGCUGAUGGUUUCACAUAUUUUUAACACGAGCCCUACAAGUGGCAGCAAACAGGUAGAUGUGCAUCUUCAAAGCAAAACAGUACCAUGUAUCGGCCUCAACAUGUUAAUCCUGAAUCUUCUAAAGGAGUUGAGAUCUGGUGACCGCUACCCCUUUUUGACCAAGCUGAUUCCAGUGCUAGUUUGGAGCCAGAGCCUGACUUAGCACCAGUUCUUUGUGUUUCCACCACCUAAGCACCGGCUCC
Messenger RNA from Stegastes partitus (bicolor damselfish), 1672 nucleotides. It is a transcript of the gene plekhb2, whose product is annotated as pleckstrin homology domain containing, family B (evectins) member 2. The record is from RefSeq and is a predicted model, not a curated record. The coding region runs from base 132 to 800 and encodes 222 amino acids. Gene Ontology annotation, cellular component: membrane. Gene Ontology annotation, biological process: regulation of cell differentiation. NCBI's taxonomy places the organism in Eukaryota, Metazoa, Chordata, Actinopteri, Pomacentridae. The transcript has 8 exons.